Phaedon cochleariae (mustard beetle) is the source of this 1894-nucleotide messenger RNA. The record is from the annotation of a GenBank genome assembly. NCBI's taxonomy places the organism in Eukaryota, Metazoa, Arthropoda, Insecta, Coleoptera, Chrysomelidae.
GGAUAGGUGAAGUGGAGGUGGAGGUGAAAGUUGAAAGAUAAUCAAAAUAUUGAUCAAAAUUAUUGAGUGUAGUUGAUUUAUACCAAGAGGACUUUUAGAAGUCAGAAGAAUGGCUGAAGUAAACAAACCAGGGGCCCAACCCCUGGUUAAAAUUGGCCAUUACAUUUUGGGGGCAACUUUGGGUGUUGGAACUUUUGGAAAGGUAAAAGUUGGUGAACAUCAGCUGACUAAGCACAAGGUGGCUGUAAAAAUCCUCAACAGGCAAAAAAUCAAAAGCUUAGAUGUUGUUGGAAAGAUCAGAAGGGAAAUUCAGAAUCUAAAAUUAUUCAGACACCCUCACAUAAUCAAGCUGUACCAAGUCAUAAGUACUCCAACUGAUAUUUUCAUGAUUAUGGAAUAUGUGUCUGGAGGGGAACUUUUUGACUACAUAGUUAAACAUGGAAAACUAGAAGAACAUGAUGCAAGAAGAUUUUUUCAACAGAUCAUAUCAGGUGUAGACUAUUGCCAUAGACACAUGAUUGUACAUAGGGAUUUGAAACCUGAGAAUCUGUUGCUUGACCAUAAUAUGCAUGUCAAAAUAGCUGACUUUGGUUUAUCAAACAUGAUGAUGGAUGGUGAAUUCCUGAGAACUAGUUGUGGAUCCCCAAAUUAUGCUGCACCAGAGGUUAUAUCUGGAAAACUUUAUGCAGGUCCUGAAGUUGAUAUCUGGUCUUGUGGAGUCAUACUUUAUGCACUUCUCUGUGGUACUCUGCCUUUUGAUGAUGAACAUGUACCCACUCUGUUCCGUAAAAUAAAAUCUGGAAUAUUCCCUAUCCCAGAUUACCUGAAAAAGCCUGUGAUUAGCUUAUUGUGCCAAAUGUUACAAAUUGACCCUAUGAAGAGAGCUAGCAUUGAGGAUAUAAAAAAACAUGAGUGGUUCAUCAAAGAUUGUCCUGCAUAUCUAUUUCCUUCUCCUGUGGAUCAAGAUUCUUCAGUUAUAGACACUGAUGCUGUAAAAGAAGUUUGUGACAAAUUUGGUGUUCAAGAAUCUGAAGUCCAUAGUGCUCUUUUGAGUGGUGACCCCCAUGAUCAACUAGCCAUAGCUUACCAUUUGAUAAUUGAUAACAAAAGAAUUGCUGAUGAAGCAGCAAAAGCAGAACUCAAAGAUUUCUAUGUAGCUAGCAGCCCUCCACCAGUCAGCAUGAUGCCACCUCCUAGUGAAUUUACCAACAGUCCUUUGAAGCCUCAUCCUGAGAGAAUUGUGCCUCAAAGGCCUUGGCCUCCUACUACUACUGCAGCUAUGGGCGAAAAAGGAAGAGUCAAGAGAGCAAAGUGGCACUUAGGUAUACGUUCACAGAGUAAACCCAAUGACAUCAUGAUGGAGGUAUACCGUGCAAUGAAAGCUUUGGACUAUGAAUGGAAGGUUAUCAAUCCUUACCAUGUGAGGGUCAGACACAGAAAUGAAAUGCAUGAACGAUAUAUUAUGAUGUCACUUCAAUUGUAUCAAGUGGAUUAUAAGAGUUACCUCUUGGACUUCAAGAGUCUGAGCAAUGAAGACAAUGAGUCAAAUAUUGGUCAUAUUCUCAUUGAUGCUAUACCGACGCCAAUCCAGCAUAGUGGAUCAACAAAUUCAAAACUGACAGGUCAUCACACCAUGGAGUUUUUUGAAAUGUGUGCAGCUCUUAUCAUCCAACUGGCACGUUGAAAGCUGCUUAGAAAUCUUGAUAGGUGAAUACUAGUGGGUUUUUGAAGUGUUGUCAAUAAUGUUUGACCAAGCUUAACGUGGCUUAACUCUUAUGUAGUACUUUGAAGUUUCAUUAAGAAUAAGGAUCCUUAUUAGUCCAAUAUGAAAGUUUUGAAACAAAAUAAUAAUGUUCAUCACCCCAAAAAAUAUUUUUUUAGGAAUGAAUAAUAC